This is a messenger RNA of Strongylus vulgaris, 411 nucleotides long. NCBI's taxonomy places the organism in Eukaryota, Metazoa, Nematoda, Chromadorea, Rhabditida, Strongylidae. The record is from the annotation of a GenBank genome assembly.
CAAGAAGCCAUGAAGUUAGUGCCGAUGGGUUUCACUACUGCUUAUGAGGUUCACGAACGACGCAGCGAACUAAUUCAAAUUCGAACGGGAUCAUCGGCUUUGGACAGGCUCAUUGGCGGAGGAGUGGAGACCGGUCACAUCACUGAGGUAAGCAAAUUGGCAGAACUGUUUUGGGGUUAUCGAUCAGUCAAGAGUAAGUUUAACAUGGAUUGUAAACACGUGUUGGAAAAUAUCGCGGUAGCCAGGUGCUACAACUCAGAUCAUCAGAUCUCGCUACUGACAAUGGCUGCUGCCAUGAUGGCUGAAAGUCGAUAUGCUCUCCUGAUUGUUGACAGUGCUACUGGGCUGUUUAGGAGUGACUAUUGUGGUCGUGGUGAACUGGCAGCCCGACAGAUGGCUUUAUCCAAGUAA